Truncatella angustata is the source of this 3973-nucleotide messenger RNA. RefSeq names its product CHAT domain-containing protein. Lineage: Eukaryota; Fungi; Ascomycota; Sordariomycetes; Amphisphaeriales; Sporocadaceae. Bases 154 to 3828 code for a protein of 1224 amino acids. Gene Ontology annotation, molecular function: protein binding. The transcript has a single exon. The record is from RefSeq and is a predicted model, not a curated record.
GGCUGCGGGGCUUUGACUACCUCUCCACCAGCUAUCUCAUUGGUGUUCUCCAUGUAAAUAGCUCCGACUGAUUUUCCUACCACUCGAGCGUCUCAAAAUCACCAGUAGCUUUUGCUGGAACGCCCAAAUAGCCUUUGACGUGUCGAAAUAAUCAUGACCGAGGUUAACGAAGCGAUCCGGGCUGCCCAAGCAGCUGUUAACGCAACCCACCGAGGGGAUAAACUUUGGGGUAUGCAUGUACAUAAUCUCUCGCAUCAAUUCCUCCGGCAGUACCACGAAUCCGGUGACGCGAACGACCUGAAGGAGGCGCUUCAACUAGCACAAGACCUUGUCGAUGAAAGCCACGAAGACGAUAUGGGCUGGCCAAUAUAUGUGGGCUUGCUUGGGAUACUUCUCGGAAAUAGGGCCGAGAUGACAGAUGACCGGUCCGACAUCGACGAAGCGAUACGACGGCUAGAUGCUGCUGUCAACGCAACGCCUGAGAACAAUCGGCGGUGGCCAAUGCACGCACAUAAUCUUGGAGUCCAGUAUGGAAGAAGACAUAAGAGAACUGGCAAACGUGAGGAUCUUGAUGAUGCUAUUCGGAUAUCGGAGGCAGCCGUUGGCGCGACGCCUCAAGGUAACAAAUACUGGCCUGAAUAUUCUAACCAACUGGCGACUGUUCUUGGAUAUAAGUUCCAUUUAACAGGGGACUUGGCAGAUCUUGAAAAAGCUAUUCAAGUAUCGCAAACAACCAUGGAUCUGUCGCCCAGGAACACUCCAAUUUAUGCCACACUUCUGCAAAAUCUUGGAGACCUUCUCGCAUUCAGAUCGCAAAGAACAGGAUCCGUGUCUGACGUACUAAAAGCAACCGAAACACUACAGGAAGCUACAAAUGUAAUGGCGAAAAGCAAUCCGACUAGACAUUUCAUAUUAAACAGCUUUGGUAAUCGUCUUGCGGAGAAGUUCGUGUAUACGAAGGCGAUCAACGAUCUCGACAAAGCCAUCCAAGUGACACAAGAAGCCCUUGAGGAGGCUCCCCAAGAUCACCCAAGCCGAGCAAAUUAUCUCAAUAACCUUGGGUUCCAUCUAGGCACUAGAUUUAACGAAUCUGGAGCUGUCAAAGACCUCGACAGAUCCCUGGAUGCAAUCAGAGAAGCUAUAAGGAUCACUCCUUCAGACCAUUCUGAUAUAACCAGUUAUCUACAGAAUCUUGGUGAUCGACUUGGGGCAAAGUUCAGGCUCACGGGAAAUGUUUCUUUACUAGAAGAGUCCAUUCAAGCCGCAAGAACUGCUCUGGAAAGAACUCCCAAGGAUAGCGCAGCACGGCCAGCACGCUUACAUAACAUUGGAAUUCGCCUUUGGGACCGGUUUGGAAAAUCUGGCUCUAUGUCUGAUCUUGAAGAAGCCAUCAGGUUGGAACAGGAGGCUGUAGACACAACCCCACAAGAUCAUCCACAGAAACCGGCGUAUCUUAAUGGCCUAGGUUUAUUGUUUGGUAGCCGAUAUACAAAGGUAGGAGCGAUAUCUGAUCUCGACAGAGCCGUUUCGUUUGCCCGAGAGGCAGUAAAUGGAACAGCUGAGAAAGAUGCCAAUUGGAUAACAUAUGCGAACAAUCUUUCUAAUCGUAUCGGGCUCCGCUACCAACGCACAGAAGCUAUGAGUGACCUCAACGAAGCUAUCCACAUAGCCAAAAUAGUGGUCGAUGCGACGCCUCCAAACCACAUCGACCUUGCUAUGCAUCUACAAGACCUUGGGCACCGAUAUUUGAAUCGAUAUGAGCGCUUGAAGAGUGUUGAUGAUUUAGAUCAAGCUAUCCGUUACACGACUGAAGCGGUCGAAGCAACAGAUGAAGAUAAACCGAGCUGGCCGAUAUAUCUCAAUAGCCUUGGGGUGCUCUCCAGAGAAAGGUUCUACAAUACUAGAGCAAUGCAUGACAUCGAUGGCGCUGUCUAUGCUGCAAAAUGUGUUUUGGCUGUAGUCCUCGAAGAUGAUUCAAACUGGGCAAUGUAUGCGUAUAAUCUUGGCGCUAGCCUCGGAGAUAUGUUCACUAAGACUCUGGACGAGGAUGAACUUAGCGAAGUCAUCUAUUGGCUGAGAGAGGCCCUGCACCACUCAGGAUCGCCAAUACCUAUCCGCAUCAAGGCUGGCAAAUUCCUCCUGGAGUGGUGUGCAGCCAUGUCAGACUGGCAAGGAGCUUAUGAAGCCGCAAAGACAUCGAUGUCCCUGGUUCCAAAGCUUACAUCAAGAUCACUUCAAAACGCUGAUAAACAAUUUCUGUUGAGUCAGCUUGUUGGGCUAGCUUCUGAUGGGGCAGCGAUGGCCCUGAAAUUAACCCAAGAUCCGCUUACUGCACUUGACUUGCUGGAGCAAGGUCGCGGCGUGGUCGCUGCAACACUAGAAGAAAUGCGGACAGAUGUUUUAGACUUUCAGGAGACACACCCAGAACUAGCCCAAAGAUUCAUUGAUCUUCGCAAAGAGCUAGAGUUGGCUCUUUUGCGCGAUAGCGGCCUGCCUGAGACUUUGAGACAGCCUCAGACUAGAUCGUUUUAUGACAUGAAUAGUGAGGCGGAUGAUUUACUGACGGAAAUUCGUAGCCAACCAGGCUUUUCUGACUUUCUCACUACCCCAAACAAAGAAAAACUGUUGGAUGCGGCAGUAAACGGCCCUCUUGUUGUAGUCAACGUUAGUGAAUACCGUUGCGACGCAAUUCUGAUUGAACAGGAUCAGAUCCUGUCCCUGCCGUUGACACAUCUCCGUCAAGAUGAAGUCAAUGAGAGAGCAAGAAGUUCCGAUCUAAGCAGUCGUGAAACUCUUGAAUGGUUAUGGAGAGCUGUUGCUUCUCCUGUAUUGAGUGCUCUGGGUUUUACUGAGCCAGCAAGAGACGGCCACUGGCCGCAUAUUUGGUGGAUUCCCACGGGUGCCUUGAGCAAGAUGCCCUUACAUGCCGCCGGAUACCAUUAUGGCGACACUUUUGAGACAGUACUCGACAGGGCCAUGUCUUCUUACAGCUCGUCCGUCAGGGCAGUGAUACAUGGUCGCCGACACGCGAACCCAAAAAUUCUGCCAACAGCUCCGACACAGCUCCUUCUUGUCGCGAUGGAGAAGACACCAGGGCUACCAGAGGCCGCCAUAUUACCGUUUGCGACCAAAGAGGUAGAAAUGCUACAUGAACUUUGCCAGUCUAUGCCUCUACGGCCAAUUCAGCCAACACCGCGAAAGCAAGAAAUCAUGUCUCAUAUGCCAAACUGCAGGCUUUUUCACUUCGCUGGCCACGGAUACACAUACAACGGCGAUCCAUCGAAGAGCUGUUUGCUUCUUGAGGAUUGGAGUAGCGAUCCACUCUCAGUAGGUCUGCUUUCGCAGAUGAACCUGCGCAAACACGCACCAUUUCUCGCUUACCUUUCCGCCUGUGGGACUUCACAAAUAAAGGACGCCAGAUUUAUUGACGAGAGUAUCCAUCUCAUCAGCGCCUACCAGCUGGCAGGGUUUCGUCACGUCGUCGGGACCCUGUGGGAUGUCAAUGAUGAACUUUGCGUGGAUAUGGCGAGAAUCACGUACGAGGGGAUGAGGGAUGGGGGUCUGACGGACGAGUCAGUAUGCCGUGGCCUUCACAAUGCGACGCGCGAACUGCGAAGUCGCUGGCUGAACGGGCAAACAUCAGAAGAUAGAGCCACUAAGACCAACGGUGUUUCAGUUACGGCGGAAGUGAGUAGCACGGCGGCUCAGAGCGUCGACGAGGACCAGCUGAAGCAAUAUCGUCCAGUGAGAGAUAUUCAAGGUGAGGAGAGCGUUGAAGAGGGAAUAGAGUCUCUGCCUUGGGUCCCCUAUAUUCAUUUUGGAGUUUGAUAUGGACCACAUAUCGUAGUCAGCACAGGUACCUUACCAUUCUUAUCACCCAGCCGCUGGAGCUAAGGAAGUUCAGCUUGUAUAGAAUUGAAAUUAUUAUUGAUUCAACUUCAUCAUGAACUUGUUAAGUCAAUUUAUUGAAUCC